Molecule: messenger RNA, 571 nt
Organism: Neocloeon triangulifer
Lineage: Eukaryota; Metazoa; Arthropoda; Insecta; Ephemeroptera; Baetidae
Exons: 7
Coding region: 32-571 (179 amino acids)
Source: RefSeq, a predicted model, not a curated record
ACGAAUUGGAAAAGCUCUGGAUGAUAACGUGAUGUUUGCCACGAGAGAAUUUUCACUCUUUUUAAUAUGCUUUAUCCAAUUUUCUUCUAACCAGGACAUACUUUUGGUUGAUAAAUGCAUAAAAAAUUGUCUCAUAAGCAACGAAAACGCGUUCAGAACAAUAAUGCCAACGACUUUGAAGCAAAAAGUUUUCAAUGGAAAUAAUUGUCCUAUUUAUGAGCAAGGAGCUAAUAAAAAUUGCUCCAAUUUAGCAUCAAAGAAAAAUGUCUUUUCAUUAUCUGGUUUGAAUGUAAUUUUCGUGGAAUUGGAGACUAGUUGGUUUGGCGCACAAAAGUAUUGCCACUCACGAGGAUGGACAUUCGGCGCCAUAGCAAACGCAUCCGUCGAAAAAGAGGUGCAAAACGUCAUGAUGGGAAAACCGUCAGCCGCUGACGUAUUGCUUUGGAGCGGAGUAAACAGUCUGCCUUUUAAAGGAACUGCGUUUGCUCUAAUCGAAACCGGCCAAACGUUUGGUGACGUAAAACCAGAAAAAGACAAACCUUGCCUUAUUUACUCCGGGUCAGUUUUGUAG